CUUUACAAUUUAUCGAUAUUUUAGGAUGACUGACAUUCUUAACAGUGUUCACAACUCUGAUAAAGUGUCCGCCCUCAUAAAGGAAGCCGAAUGUCUUAAAACUAAGCUGGAAGAGGAGCGCCAGAAGCUGAACGAUGUUGCUCUAUCGUCGGUGGCCGAACGCUUGGAAAUGAUAAGUUACUUGAAUAUCAAACCACGCCGUGUUCUGAAAGGCCACCAGGCAAAGGUACUGUGUUCAGAUUGGUCCCCGGAUAAGCGGCAUAUUGUUUCCUCGUCGCAAGACGGGAAGUUGAUCAUUUGGGAUGCAUUUACUACCAACAAAGAGCAUGCAGUUACGAUGCCAACAACAUGGGUUAUGGGAUGUUCAUAUGCACCAUCCGGCAAUCUUGUGGCUUGCGGUGGACUAGACAACAAGGUGACGGUUUAUCCAAUUGCACUCGAGGAGGAUAUUUCAUCCAGAAAGAAAACAGUGGGAACGCAUACAAGCUACAUGUCGUGCUGCAUUUUUCCCAAUUCUGAUCAACAAAUUUUAACCGGUAGCGGCGAUUCUACUUGUGCUUUGUGGGACGUAGAAUCAGGACAGCUGCUGCAGAGCUUUCACGGCCACACAGGCGACGUAAUGUCGAUUGACUUGGCGCCUAAUGAAACAGGCAAUACUUUCGUAUCGGGCAGCUGUGAUAAGAUGGCAUUUAUAUGGGAUAUGCGGUCAGGCCAUGUGGUGCAAUCCUUUGAAGGGCAUCAGUCGGAUGUGAACAGUGUGAAAUUUCAUCCCAGCGGUGACGCAAUUAGUACUGGAUCAGACGACAGCACCUGUCGUCUGUUUGAUAUGCGAGCCGACAAAGAGGUCGCCGUUUUCAGCAAAGACAGCAUCAUUUUCGGAGUAAAUUGUGUCGACUUUUCCGUGAGCGGUCGUCUGCUAUUUGCAGGGUACAAUGAUUAUACCGUCAAUGUAUGGGACACUCUUAAAGCACAGCGUGUAUGUCUACUGUACGGGCAUGAAAACAAAGUUUCUUGUCUUCAAGUAUCUCCAGAUGGGACGGCAUUGUCUACAGGCAGUUGGGACUACACACUAAGAAUUUGGGCUUAAUUUGAGCUGGAAUUUCAUCUUCACUAUAUUGACAGUAUUACUAUUCAAAAGCGCUCUGAUUGUGAAAUUGGAUCAAGCCAGAUCUCGGCUUAACGUAAACCUUAUCCCAAUAUGAUACCAAAAUUACUGGAUGUUAACCAAAUUAAACGGAAGAUAUUAAUGGAAUCGAAAACCAAAUAAUAGACAUAUGCUCCCUUGAAUAUAAGGUUCGUCGUAUCCGUGUUGUGGCGUUUUUUUUUUAAUUAGUUCCAACCGCUUAUCUGUCUAGCGAAGGUUACCAAAGUAUUGUUCAAAUUAUAGAAAAUAGAGUGCGGAUUAUAAUAACACAAUAAACUAGAAUUUAGUGAAGAUAGUGAAA
Messenger RNA from Anopheles maculipalpis, 1445 nucleotides. It is a transcript of the gene Gbeta5, whose product is annotated as guanine nucleotide-binding protein subunit beta-5. The transcript is spliced from 5 exons. Lineage: Eukaryota; Metazoa; Arthropoda; Insecta; Diptera; Culicidae. Gene Ontology annotation, biological process: G protein-coupled receptor signaling pathway; G protein-coupled dopamine receptor signaling pathway. Gene Ontology annotation, cellular component: cytoplasm; heterotrimeric G-protein complex. The record is from RefSeq and is a predicted model, not a curated record. Gene Ontology annotation, molecular function: signaling receptor complex adaptor activity; protein binding. The coding region runs from base 26 to 1087 and encodes 353 amino acids.